AUGGCCACUCUUACUGAUCUGCCCCCAGAAAUCCUAGAGCAGAUCUUCCAUUUCCUAGGAAGCAUCGACGACGUUCACCAUCUUGGGCGCACAUGCACCAAAACCCACCAUGUCAUCAAAAAACGCAACAUCUAUCUCGAGAUUAUGCGCUCGAUUAUCUACUUCAACCCCCAACACCGCUACGACUUCCAGCUCAACAGAGCCCUGUUCCUCCAUUCCAAAAUCGUUGGACACUUUCAACACCACGUGGAACUCCAAGAGGAAGACUUCCUGUCUGUAGAUCAUACCUCGGAUGCUCAGCGGCUCGUGCAUCGAUUCAAAACGGUCGUUGGCCGUGGCGAUGAGUUCACAUACGACGAUAUGCCUCCACGCAAUCCGGAAACGCCACACACCUGGGGUUAUCGCAGUCUCAACGCCGAUCAGAGGGGACGAUUCUAUGCCGCGGUGGUGUGCGUCUGGCUUCUCAACGAGAUCAGAUGGGUGUUGACCCACUUUAGCUACCCGGCGAACUUCACUAUUCAGAUCGGAAUAUUGGAGUCGUGCAAGAGCAGGAUUGUAGCAGAAAAAGAUAUCCCACUGCUGGAUGAACUGGACCGUCAUGCUGUAUUUGCUUUCAUGUAUCAGCAUGUACUUCCACUCCAUGCCCUAUACUUCGCCGACGCCAGUUCUUCGCACCUACCCUUCACAUUCGUCUCCGACUUCUCCAAGGACAUGGCUCACUGUCCUAGACUACUCCAACUCUUCCUAAUGUCCGGUCAAACCUACUUUCAACCCCCCGACCUAAUCGACCUCAUCGUCCGCUCCAAGGCAUCCCGCCACCGACCUUACACCCACCUCCACACACCCUGCUCAACCAUACUAUGGAGACACCCUCGACGAACUCAUUUCCAGCCCUACAAUGACCUCUGCAAUGAAACCAACAAGGCGCAUGUUCAGCAUAAUUCGACACGGCAUCUCACGCUCAUCACGCGCUCUUCCUUCCACCAAUCGCGCUGGGAUAUGAGUCAAGGACUUAUUAGAGCUCCGGCGCUUGGCGAGGCGUUGUUCAGAGUACCGGAUCACGCGAAGCGGUACUUUUAUGAUCGCGCUAUGGUGGCGUUUGAGAUGUGGGAGACGAAGCGGACGGGGUUGAAGGAUAUACGGACUGUGUUUCCUAAGAAGUGGGAGGAGAUUAGGUGGUGCAUUUGGUGGUGGGCGGGUAGUGAAGAGAAGGCGAGGAUGAAGAUGGAGAGGUUGAGGGAGACGGUGGGGUCGCAGUAG
Alternaria triticimaculans is the source of this 1260-nucleotide messenger RNA. RefSeq lists its product as uncharacterized. The record is from RefSeq and is a predicted model, not a curated record. Gene Ontology annotation, molecular function: protein binding. NCBI's taxonomy places the organism in Eukaryota, Fungi, Ascomycota, Dothideomycetes, Pleosporales, Pleosporaceae. The coding region runs from base 1 to 1260 and encodes 419 amino acids. The transcript is spliced from 3 exons.